Molecule: messenger RNA, 510 nt
Organism: Entrophospora sp. SA101
Lineage: Eukaryota; Fungi; Glomeromycota; Glomeromycetes; Entrophosporales; Entrophosporaceae
Source: the annotation of a GenBank genome assembly
AUGAUCCAAUUGCUAUUCAUUUGGGAGCAAUUUUCAUAUUUUACGGCAAAAAAACAAUCAAGUAAUCAUCAAGAGAACAUUUCAAGACAUGAUAAUGACUGGCAAAAGCUUAGCCCAGAAAAGCAAGCUUAUGAAUGGUUUGGAUCAGUUAUAGAAGUAGUUAAAUCACCUAAUAAUAAUAGUAACUCCAUAAUUGUAGUUGGAGCACCAGGGUAUAGUAAUAAGAAACAAACAGUUGUAAUGAAAAUCGGAAAUGGGUUAUUAUUGAUAAAAUAUGGGCCAGAAAGUUCAUCACAUCUUGGUAGUUCAGUAUAUUGGGAUGAAAUUGAUAGUGAGAGUAUUGAAGUCAUUCCUAAGGAAUGCAUAAAUGGAAACAACAACACAAGAUUUGGAAGUAAAAUAAUAAAAAAUGAUUUUAAUGGGGAUGGUAAAAAGGAUUUAUUGAUUGCUGCCAAGCAUUCCAGUACUUCCUCAAGAUUGGGAGGUAGUGUUAUGAUAAAUUUGAGCUAA